Molecule: messenger RNA, 647 nt
Organism: Prorocentrum cordatum
Lineage: Eukaryota; Dinophyceae; Prorocentrales; Prorocentraceae
Source: the annotation of a GenBank genome assembly
GGUCGCCGCGUGGACGGGCUCGGCCGCUUUCGUGCCCGUGGAGGCCCAGCGCGCCGCUGCCGGCGCCGCCGUGGUUGCCGCGCUCCUGAGCCAGCAGGUGCAGCCUGCUCUCGCCAAGGACGUGCUGCUGACUGCGACCGCGGACCCGAGCGAACGGAUCGCGGCGCCGCUGAUCGACAACUCGAACCUGGUGAAGGGCGUGCCGUUCGCGGGGGAGAACGCCGCGCGGUACGCGCCCCAGACCACCCAGUCCGAGGACGAGCUGCUCUUCCGGGGCAACAACGGCAUCAACGUGCUCGAGUACGUGCGGGCGAAGAACGGCUGGGUGGGCCAGAUGCAGUUCGACUCUCCAGCGGAGGAGGAGACCGCGAACAAGCUCCUGGAGAGGCUGCGCUGAGCGGGCGGAGCGUCCCACGAGGCGGCGCAGGCCUGGGUAGCCGCGUCCGCUCCAUGGCCAGCGCCAACCUCCCCCGGCUCGCAGGAGUCUUAAGAAGGGGCCUGUCAGCGGGAGGAGGGUGGAAAAUAUUCACUGUCUUACGUCUCCCCGAUCAUAUGCUGGACCACCUUAAGGCGCCUGUGACCUCUGCCUUUGUCGCGCGGGACACGUGCAGUUUUUUUCAAAGCUCUGCGCGAGCGGACGGAAGAAA